Prunus mume (Japanese apricot) is the source of this 1031-nucleotide messenger RNA. RefSeq lists its product as uncharacterized. The record is from RefSeq and is a predicted model, not a curated record. NCBI's taxonomy places the organism in Eukaryota, Viridiplantae, Streptophyta, Magnoliopsida, Rosales, Rosaceae.
ACAGUUCAAUCAUCGCUGUUAGAUCGGAUUUCACAAGCAUGGUCUUGUCUUUUUCUAUAGAUCUGACGGCCUAAAGUUGUUCUGUGAUACUUACCUGCUGUGACUAUAUCUUUUGUGUUACUCCUUCCAGAACCAGGUCCUAGUGGCUACGGUAGCGUCUCUCUCCCAAUUACAAUAUCCUCAAAACCCUAGCUUAAGCCCUCAAUUUCCCAAAACCCUAGAUUAUCUCUCUUUAAAUUCUCUCUCAAUUAGGGUUUACUCUUUGUAAAAAUAAUAUUUUUGGGAAUGGAGAUGCAGAGCCUCUGCUCCAACAGCCUUGUCUUGGAUGGUUUUCUCUGCUCUGUAGUGCAGGCUAUGGUAGCUGAGGCAGCCAUUGUUGCUGCCAAGUCUAUUGCUUUGUACUUCUGGAUGAUGGGAUCUAUUCCCAACACAACCACUGUUUUUCCCAAAGAACCUGAGGAACUCACAGGAUUUCCUAUCACUGAGCUUUUUGCAGUGGAAAAACCUGGUCCUGAGAACAAAGAUGCAAGUGAAACUGAGGACGACGACGAUGAUGAUGAUGAUGAUGCUGCUGGUGGUGAUGACCAGGAUGAUGAUGGAGGUGAUGCGGAUGAUGCCUCUGGGGAAGAGAAUGAGGGUAAAGCAAAUCCAGAAGACGAGCCUGAGGCCAAUGGUGAUGGUGUGAGUGAAGAGGAUGGUGAUGAUGAUGAUGAUGACGACGAUGAUGACGAUGAUGAUGACGGCGAUGAUGGGGAGGAAGACACUGAGGACGAUGAAGAGGAUGAGGAAGAUGAGGAGGAGGAAGAGAUACCUCAGCCACCUGCUAAGAGGAGGAAAUGAAGUUUUUCAUUGUUUCUUUUAACUUUGCUGCCUUUUCUGGUUACCGGGAAUUUGGGUUUGUAGGAGUUGAGUAAUUUAGGUGGCAUGUCCACAUAUGGUAGAAAUGUUCACUGUACUUGUUCUCUAAGCUAUCAAAAUUCUUAGUUCUACACCUUUAAUAUAUAUCUCCCUCUCUCUUUCUCUCUGCGGAU